AUGCAAACGUUGAGGGUUCGUUUGAAAAGAGAAAAUCCUGUCACCACCAGGUUGUUGAUUGACACAGGUUCUCAAAGAAGUUAUAUAACUCAAGCGCUGGCUACCAGAAUGCGCUAUGAGCCGAUCCGCACUGAGAACUUGGUUCAUGCAUUGUUUGGUGGGAGCAAGACUGAACCCAAGACGCAUCAAUGCUAUAAGAUCCGUCUGCAAAGUUUGAUGAGUGCGUUUUCCUGCAACUUUGAAGUUCUUGACUCGGAACAGAUUUGUCACGCCAUUCCCUCCAUUCCUAAAGGUCUAUGGGUAUCUGAACUUCGCGAGAAGAAAAUCGAGUUGACUGACGACAGAGAGGGCCCAAUUGGCAUUCUUGUUGGAGCGGACGUCGCGGGAAAGCUACUCACCGGGAGGCGCGAGGUAUUAAGCUGUGGUUUGGUUGCUAUCGAAACUAGCCUAGGUUGGACCAUAAUGGGCCGCGUUAAGGACGCUGAGACAAGUUGUAUGGUUAACAUCAGUUUGCACUGCGCCCAGGAGUUCGACCCUUCUGAUAUGUGGAGGUUGGAUGUGUUGGUCAUCGAGGACCCCGCUUUGGUUAGUACCAAAGAAGAGGCAAAAACGGUUGUGCGUCGGCACUUCUUGGAAACAGUUAAGAUUUUACCUGAUGGACGAUAUGAGGUAUGUCUUCCAUGGCUGAAGGAACAUCCCCCGCUGCCUCGAAAUUUCGAUCUGGCCCGUGGUAGACUUGAAUCGACCCUAGCCAAGUUACGUAACGGUCAUUUGGUGAAAGAAUAUGAAGCGGUGUUUCAAGAAUGGCUGAAAGAUGAAAUUAUUGAAGAGGUACAGCUUGAUAAGUGGGAUUUCGGACAUUAUUUGCCUCACCGAGCCGUGGUUAAGGAAGCCAGUACCACCCGAAUUCGUCCUGUUUUCGACGCCUCGUCCAAAGAGAAAGGCAAACCUAGCCUGAAUAUGUGUCUAGAAAAAGGGGAGAGUUAUGUAGAGUUAAUCCCAUCGAUACUUCUACGAUUCAGACUGAACGCAAUAGGCGUUAUUUCUGACAUAAGAAAAGCCUUCUUACAGAUUUCUGUUUCGGAAAAGGAUCGGGAUAGCUUGAGGUUCCUAUGGAAGGACGAGGUCGGAGAGAUGAAAAUCUACCGUCACAGGAGGGUGGUGUUUGGGGUGACCAGUAGCCCUUAUUUGCUAGGGGCCGUUAUUGACCAUCAUCUCUCAAAGUGUGAGGAAAAAGUGGCUUCAAAAGAGGUUCCUUAUGAAAGAUCUGUCAUCUCACAGUUGCGCAAAUGCUUGUACGUUGAUAACUGUGUGACUUCGGUUGAUGAUGAGAAGGAACUUUUGAGCUUCAUGUCGCAAGCCAGGGAAAUUUUUAUGAAAGCCUGCUUUGAUCUUCGUGGCUGGGAAUGGAGCGACCCCGAUUGUGCUGCUCACACCAGUUUCCCCGUUCUUGGACUUCUGUGGGAUAAAAAGGAGGAUAUUCUCAGGUUAAACCCUCCCAAGCCUUUGGAAAGUGAUGCCAUCACGCGACAAACAGUGAUGUCAGCAGCACACCGUAUUUUCGACCCGCUCGGUGUAUGUGCACCCGCCAUUUUGAUACCGAGAUUGUUAGUUCAAGAAAGUUGGGGUGAGGCUGGGAACUGGGAUACCCCUUUUAAUGAGCAAAGCCAGGCAACGUUCCGUAAGUGGAUGAGUCAAGCUGAUGUCUUGAAUCAAAUCGAAGUCCCACGAUGGUUGAAAUUGACCGUUGGUAAUGUGUCUCUACACACAUUUUGUGACGCAAGUCAGGUCGCUUAUGCCACCGUCUCAUUUUUGCGAGUUGAAACAGAUAACACGGUAUCUGUGAUAAUGGUGGGAGCGAAAGUUCGUGUUGCCCCUGUUAAGAGACCUACAAUUCCUCGCCUAGAGCUUCUGGCUGCAACAAUUGGGGCGCGAAUGGCUUCUAGUAUUGUAAAAGAGAUUGGCGAUGUAGAGUGCCAUUUUUGGUCAGAUUCUUCCACGGCUCUGUGUUGGAUCAAGAAAGAGGAACCGUGGGGAGUAUUUGUGUUCAACAGGGUUAAGGAAAUUCGUUCUCUGACUGAUCCUGAUACGUGGAAACAUGUGCCAGGGGUGAUGAACCCAGCAGAUCUUCCUAGCAGGGGUUGUUUUCCUGAAGAACUUCUUGACUCCAAAUGGUGGGAGGGGCCGAGAUGGUUGUACGGGCCGCGUUCUGAAUGGCCUAACUGCGAUGUCCCUCCUGAUGAAAAUGAAGUUCAAAUGGAAAGGAGAAAAACGCCUUUGAUUUCAGCUUUAUCCCAAGAACCAGGUGUGUUUUGCUGCGAAAGAUUAGCCCGGUACUUUUCUUCUUAUCACCGGAUCGUUCGAAUGGUUGCAUGGAUGAUAAGGUUUCUGUGGAACAAAUAUUCAAAGAAGGAAAAGCGCUCUGGAGAGCUGUCUUUGUCGGAAAUCGCAAGAGCUGAAAAGGUGGUUCUGAAAUCGAUACAGGAUGAAGCUUUUGAAGGGCUAGGUGAUAAACAGCUCAAAAAUUUGAAUCCACACAAAGAUAAAGUCGGACUGAUGCGUUUGAGAACCCGUAUUUGGGCGAGAAAAGACCCUGAAGACUUCCGUGCACCUUAUAUUCUUCCUUUCCAGCAUGUCAUUGUUGACAGAUUGAUCCACGACUUGCACACGCAGAAUGGACACAUUGGAGGGCAAGGUCUUCUGAACCUUCUAAGAGAAAGAUUCUGGAUCGUUAGAGGGAGGCAAGCUGUGAGAAGAAUUGUGUCUGCGUGUGUGAUAUGCAGGCGUUAUAGGGCCAAGGCAUUGGAAGUCGAGUCUCCACCGCUCCCGGAGAAUCGGGUAAGGGACGCUCGUGUGUUCGAAAUCAGUGGCACGGAUUUUGCUGGUCCACUCUACCUUAAAAAUGGAGACAAAGUUUGGGUGUGCAUAUUCACCUGUGCUGUUUAUCGUGUCACACAUUUGGAAUUGGUUACUGCCAUGUCAACGGAAGCCUUCAUCAUGGCGUUUCGACGUUUCAUUGCGCGUUGGGGCAGACCUUCCUUCAUGUACAGUGACAAUGGUACAAACUAUAAGGGGUUCAAAAAUGCUCUCGAUGGAAUUGAUUGGCAGAGAGUAGCGUCCCGCGGUUUGGUGAACCAAAUUGAAUGGCGCUUCAACCCACCCACAGCAACAUGGUGGGGCGGGUUCUGGGAACGCUUAAUAGGGAUUUUGAAAGUUCAUCUUCGCAAAAUUCUGGGACGGGCUUCACUCACUUUUGAAGAGUUGAACACCGUGAUCAGUGAGUGUACUGCUUAUAUCAAUUCUCGCCCCAUCACCUAUACAUCGGAUGACCCGAGUGAUCCGGUGCCUAUUACUCCUCAAAUGUUCAUUGGAGAUAUUCAAGAAAUGGGUGUCCCUGACUUGGACGAAGUUGAUGCGAAGAGUUUACACAAAAGAGUUAGACGUCGCCAAGAGAUCAGAGACAACCUAAAGCAGCGUUUCCGGUCUGAAUACUUGGGCCAGAUGUUCAUGACUGCUAGCAAUUUGAAGAAUCCGAGAGAGCCCAAGGUGGGAGAAAUAGUCCUCAUUGGCGCUGAUAAUCAGAAGCGGAUGCAUUGGCCGAUGGCAGUGGUUGAAGAACUGAUUCUUGGUGUUGACGGUCGGUGCCGAGUUGUCAAGCUUCGAACGCAGGAUGGCCAACUGACGCGUCCUGUCCAGCGAGUUUUUCCCUUGGAAAUUCCUCUCGAAGAAGAAAUGGAUCAAGGCCAGCUUCUAGCUGAGGUCGAAUCAGAAAGUGAUUCUGGUGGUUCAGCUACCGGCGGUUCUCUAGUUGAUUCACAAGUCAAGGUCGUCGCUUCACCACCCCAAAUCCAAGAAGCUCAACCUAUUAAUUCUGAAGACCCUCUGAUGAAGUUUCAUCAUGUGGAAACCAGAUGUGGAAGGAAGGUGAAAGUUCCAAGUCGUUUCUCCUAG
This is a messenger RNA of Diorhabda carinulata, 3951 nucleotides long. RefSeq lists its product as uncharacterized. Gene Ontology annotation, biological process: proteolysis; DNA integration. The record is from RefSeq and is a predicted model, not a curated record. Gene Ontology annotation, molecular function: nucleic acid binding; aspartic-type endopeptidase activity. The coding region runs from base 1 to 3951 and encodes 1316 amino acids. Lineage: Eukaryota; Metazoa; Arthropoda; Insecta; Coleoptera; Chrysomelidae. The transcript has a single exon.